Eremomyces bilateralis CBS 781.70 is the source of this 1707-nucleotide messenger RNA. Its product is annotated as phosphate transporter. Bases 1 to 1707 code for a protein of 568 amino acids. NCBI's taxonomy places the organism in Eukaryota, Fungi, Ascomycota, Dothideomycetes, Eremomycetales, Eremomycetaceae. The transcript has 3 exons. Gene Ontology annotation, biological process: phosphate ion transmembrane transport. Gene Ontology annotation, molecular function: protein binding. Gene Ontology annotation, cellular component: membrane. The record is from RefSeq and is a predicted model, not a curated record.
AUGCCGAUCCUCCACCAAUUUGACUACCUCUUCGCCAUCGGCACCAUAUUCGCGUUCCUCGACGCGUGGAACAUUGGCGCCAAUGAUGUUGCUAACUCCUUCGCCACCUCCGUGUCUUCGCGCUCCUUGACCAUGAAGCAAGCGAUGUGCAUCGCGAGCGUCAUGGAAUUCGUGGGCUCUGUGGCCGUCGGCGCUCGUGUCGCCGAAACCAUCCGAACCAAGAUCAUCGACCCGAAGCUGUUCGAUGCGAACCCAGCCCUGCUGAUGCUCGGUAUGGUUUGCACUGUUAUUGCAUCGUCAACCUAUCUCACCUUGGCUACGAAGUUGGGUCUUCCCGUCUCCACCACUCACUCGAUCAUGGGUGGAGUUAUCGGUAUGGGCGUCGCGUCAGUCGGUGCUUCAAGGGUUUCCUGGGGCUGGAAAGGCGUCGCUCAGGUGUUCGCCGCUUGGGGCAUUGCCCCGGGUCUUGCUGGAGUUUUCGGUGCCAUCAUCUUCUUGCUCACUAAGUAUGGAGUCAUGCGACGGAGCAAUCCUGUCCGGAACGCCUUUUUCUCGAUCCCCAUCUAUUUUUUCAUCACUGGCUCGCUCAUUGCCAUGUUGAUCGUCUGGAAGGGUGCUUCCAGCAAGAUCGAACUUAGCGAUGGUGGUGUGGCCGGUGUCAUCGUCGGCGUCGGCGCUGGUAUCGCUCUCCUUGUCAUCGUCUUCCUCCUCCCAUACCUUUACCGCAAGGUCAUCAAGGGUGACUGGCAGCUUCGCCCCUGGCAUAUCCCUUUGGGCCCUCUCCUUCUCCGCCGCGGUGAGAUCCCCGCUGCUCCGGAAGGCAUGGUGGACUCCGGCAUCCAGAACUACUAUCGAGGCCACCUAACCAGAGAGGAGUUGGACGCGAAACGUACUGAAGACGCUGCCGCUGCUGGCGACGUCGAGAAGGGUACCGCUAUCACCACGACUGACAGCGCGUCAGAUGUCCCUCACGCUCAACAACACUCAUUCACAGAUCUCGAAGAGAGCGUCUCCACCCGUCCUGAAGGCCCCAUCUCCAAUCCCAAAGUCGCUUUCUGGUAUGCCAAACGGUGGUUCUUCCGUGGUGUCGAGAAAGACGUUGUGAGCAUGCAGAAGAAGCGUGACAUUCUCUCUGGCGACAUUGAAGAGGCCCACGCACGCUCUGAGCACUACGACAACCGCGCCGAGUAUCUCUACUCUUUCCUCCAGAUCCUCACUGCCACUGCCGCCUCUUUCACCCAUGGUGCCAACGACGUCUCGAACGCCAUCGGCCCCUAUGCCACCAUCUACCUCAUCUGGAGCACGGGUCAGCAGAAGAGCUCCGUCCCGGUUCCCACCUGGAUUCUGGCUUUCGGUGGUGCUGGCAUCGUCAUCGGUCUCUGGACCUACGGAUACAACAUCAUGCGCAACUUGGGUAACAGGCUGACGCUCAUGUCCCCAUCUCGUGGUUUCUCCAUGGAGUUGGGCUCCGCCGUCACCAUCAUCAUGGCCACUCGUCUCAAGCUCCCCGUUUCCACGACUCAGUGCAUCACGGGUGCCACGGUCGGUGUCGGCCUCUGCAACGGUGACUGGCGAACCAUCAACUGGCGCAUGGUUGCUUGGAUCUACGGUGGUUGGUUCAUCACGCUUCCCGUCACUGCAAUCAUCUCAGGAUGCUUGAUGGGGAUCAUCAUCAAUGCACCACGAUGGGGAUACGCGAGCCAAUAA